UUAUUCCAGUGGGUAAAAUAAAAAUGAUCCAAUUACGUAAUAUCUUAACUUUUUUUAUCAUUUUCAUCAAGAUUUUCCUGAUUUCUGAUGGACAGCCAGUAUGGUCAACGCAAACGUAUUGUCUAAUUUGCCGCGAUCAUACAAUGUGCAGAUAUCACUUAAGUUUUCCCAUUUGUGAAGGUCCUACAAUUCAACCUCAUCUCACUCUAGAGCAAGUCCAGGAAAUUUUAGAAGUGCAUAAUAACCUCAGACGAAAUGUUGCAGCUGGAGGUGAAUCACAAGGAAAUCCUGGACCACAACCUCCAGCAAUAAGCAUUCCAGAUUUGGUUUGGGACUAUGAAUUAGCAAACAUUGCACAGAGGUGGGCUAACCAUUGUUUUUUUGAUCAAAAAGACCAAUGCAGAAACGUUGUACGCUUUAAAGUUGGUCAAAACGUCGCAACCGCAGGAACUGGAGCAGACCAAAUUCCAACCAAUAUAAUGACUACUUUAGUAAAUGAAAUGUAUAGUGAAGUAAUGUAUUUCGAUAGCAGACAAGUCGAAAACGUCACGGUAAGUGUACCAAUUGCCGAGGGUGUUCCAUUUGUCGAUGUUACCAUGAGAUUUCACAAAAGUUGGAAGAUAUACUCAAAUGAUGUGGUCAACUACAACAAAUAUUGGCUGUGGUUAUGUAAGUUAUCGACUGGGGCCUAUAUUUAAGAGACUUUUUUUGGUUUGCAAUUAUGGUCCUGCGGGCAAUAUUCCAAAUGGCAAAGUAUACGACAUUCGUCGUUAGUAACAAUAUUGUGUUCUAUUUUUAUUUAUAAUUUUUCUUCUGUAGC
Leptopilina heterotoma is the source of this 820-nucleotide messenger RNA. Its product is annotated as venom allergen 3-like. The coding region runs from base 24 to 698 and encodes 224 amino acids. The record is from RefSeq and is a predicted model, not a curated record. The transcript has 6 exons. Gene Ontology annotation, cellular component: extracellular region. Lineage: Eukaryota; Metazoa; Arthropoda; Insecta; Hymenoptera; Figitidae.